Molecule: messenger RNA, 1524 nt
Organism: Bombus pyrosoma
Lineage: Eukaryota; Metazoa; Arthropoda; Insecta; Hymenoptera; Apidae
Product: acyl-CoA Delta-9 desaturase-like
Exons: 6
Coding region: 243-1298 (351 amino acids)
Biological process (GO): unsaturated fatty acid biosynthetic process
Cellular component (GO): endoplasmic reticulum membrane
Molecular function (GO): iron ion binding; stearoyl-CoA 9-desaturase activity
Source: RefSeq, a predicted model, not a curated record
CUUUGCUGUCAGAUCGUUGAAUUUCGAGAUUAGGAAUCCAUUCGCGAGCGAUAAUAGUGCAUCUCAAAGAAUCAAUUUGGAUGAUUAGAACAGAAGGAGCUUUGUGUAGCAGUAAUUAAUUUAUAUAAAAUCGUGUCACAUCAACGACGUAAGGCGACAACAUUCAAGUUGUUUGAACGAGAAAGGUUAACCGGCGAAUAAUUAACAAGGGUAGUAAUAGAGCUAACAGGAAGAAAGGAGGAAUGGCGCCGAAUAUAACGAGUAGCCCGACAGGUGUACUGUUUGAGGGUGAAACUUUGGAGGAGACCUCAAGGGUGAUCGACGCGCCUAAAACGAAAUACAAGAGACAGAUCGUUUGGAGGAAUGUGAUUAUUUUCACAUAUCUUCAUAUAAGCGCCGUCUAUGGACUGUACCUCGCUCUUACAUCGGCAAAAUGGGCGACGCUAUUAUUCGCGCUCUUCUUGCAUGUAUACAGUGCUUUGGGGAUUACAGCUGGCGCUCACAGAUUAUGGGCACACAGAUCAUACAAAGCGAAAUGGCCCCUGCAGUUGAUUCUGAUGAUUGGCAAUACAAUAGCCUUCCAAGAUGCGGCAAUCGAUUGGGCAAGAGAUCACAGACUUCACCAUAAAUACAGCGAGACGAACGCAGACCCUCAUAACGCAAAGAGGGGAUUCUUCUUCGCUCAUGUUGGUUGGUUGCUGUGUAGGAAACAUCCGGACAUCCGCGCGAAAGGCAAAGGAAUUGAUCUCAGUGAUCUGAAGAGCAAUCCUAUACUGUCUUUCCAGAAAAAAUAUUACGCGAUUCUGAUGCCUCUACUGUGUUUUAUUGUGCCGACUAUAAUUCCUGUCUACUGCUGGAACGAGACUUGGGGAAAUGGUUACUUCGUCCCUACUGUUUUGCGCUACGUCUAUACGCUGAAUAUGACUUGGUUGGUCAACUCUGCGGCCCAUAUGUUUGGAAACAAACCAUAUGACAAGUAUAUCAACCCCGUGGAAAAUAAAAUGGUAGCCAUAACGGCUUUAGGUGAGGGUUGGCACAACUACCAUCACGUAUUUCCAUGGGAUUACAAAACGGCAGAAUUGGGCAAUUACAAAGUUAACGUAACAACAUUAUUCAUUGACGCCUGCUCAAAACUUGGCCUCGCGUACGAUAUGAAGAUAGUACCUCAAGAUCUGGUGCGAAAACGAGUAGAGAGAACCGGCGACGGAAGCCAUAACGUGUGGGGUUGGGGUGACAAAGAUCAGACGCAACAAGAUAGAGAUGUGACAAUGGUGGUGAAUCUGAAGAAAGAUCAUUAACGGACACAAAUAUUGUGCUAGGCUGAUCGUUUUCUCAAUGGAAAAUAGUAAACGAUAGCCUACUUCUUUGUACAGUUCUUUACGGAAGGGGUGGUAUAUAAGUUAUCCGGUAAUCAAUUGAAAUAUUUUGGGAUAGCUCUUAAUAUUCUUAGUUAGCCGGUUAUAUUAGCAUCAGUUAUAUCCAAUUUUUCCGAUAUUGGUUUACAAUAAAGGAUAAAACAUUGUA